GCAGCCGUGUCAAUGAUACGGGGCCCCCAGGCUACAGGGGUCCCCUACAUGUAUACGCAACAAUUUGUAAAAUGAUAUCGACACUCAUAUAAUGGAUGGGGAUGGCCCAGGACAGAGAUGGUUGGCCAGGACAGAGACGGAAGGAGGCCUAUGCCCAGCAGUGGGUCACGGAGGGCUGCAGAUGAUGAUGAUAUAAUCUCGUUCUACCCGGGAAAAAAAUAUAUAAAAUAUAGUUUCAUACUAUAGUUUUCACUACAAAAAAUGACAAUAAUUCUGUUGUUUCUUGGGGCGUGUGCUCAAAAGUUAGCAACAUCCUACAUCGGUUUUUGCGGGAUUCCUCCGUUUAACUCAAUCGCGGAAAUCCCGCAACAACCCAUGAUGUACAAUGACAAACCACGUCGAGCAAUGUUUUGUUAAAGUUGAUGAGAAGAAAUCUUUUUACUCUUCAUUUGGGCCCCACAUCUAUUUUUGACACAGGGUCAUCAAAGGCACGCUACGCCACUGAGUGGUCUGGGUUGUAGGCUCAGCAUCAGUCAGUUCAGUUCCUAUCCUACUUCAUCCACCAAAGGUUAUAAAGAUAUAUAAGUAACUAUUAAGUGGAAUCAUGUGUAAAUUAAACGUUUGCUAUUUUAUCACGUUAAUAUUAAUAAUAAAUUUAGCUGAUGCAACCAAGAACUGCAACCGAGUUGAGGAACUGAAGAAAUGCUCCAGAUCCCCAGAUACCCCAAUUGCACUCACACAGGAAGAGCUCAACAAAAGUUGUGUAGACCUCCAUACCAGUAUCGACUGCAUAGAAAACUACAUUCAAGUAUGUUUGGAAAAAUAUGAACAGAUUAUUGUUAGGAGGAUACAGUCCGGUGUAACUGAGGUGGUCCACGAUCUCUGCACCAGGGGGUCUUACCAGGACGAGUACCUGCGCCAUGCCAGUUGUAUCAAGUCUGUGAGGGCCGAGUAUGGAACCUGUAGUAAGACAUACGAAGAUACCGUGUCGUCGUUCGACCAGCAACAGAAAACUGACCAAAGUAACGAAGAUAGCGUGAAGACCAUCUGCUGUUCAUACCAAAAGUACCUGACGUGUUCUGAGCAAAUCGUGCAAAAGACGUGUGGUGACGAGGCCGCUGUCUUCAUCAAGGGAUUCCUCAAUAGGAUGUCAUCUAAAAUGUUUACGGAAACCUGCCAGCAACAUCCGAACCAAGGAUGUUCAUCAGACAGCAAAGUUGUACACUCCAACGUGAAUGUAACCACUAAUGCUAAUUUAUUUAGCGCUAAAUUACAUGUUUUGAUUUAAUU
Molecule: messenger RNA, 1290 nt
Organism: Plodia interpunctella (Indianmeal moth)
Lineage: Eukaryota; Metazoa; Arthropoda; Insecta; Lepidoptera; Pyralidae
Exons: 5
Coding region: 605-1288 (227 amino acids)
Source: RefSeq, a predicted model, not a curated record